AUGGGAGCUGGCCUGACGCUGUGCUGCUGUCGCUUCUAUCUGACACAAAGUCAUGAGGAGAAAAGUGCCAUUUUACGCAGGAGCACGCAGACUUCUAAAUCCACUACCGCAGCCUCUCAGCCUCAGGAGCUGCAGUCCAGUGAAUCCUCCGACAGUGACCCAGAGGAGGAAAGCCUCUUUGGGCCUCAGUCGCCUCAGAAGAACCCCCGGAGCCGCCCCCCGCAAGAGCAGAAGCGUCUGGGACAACGCCGCUCCAGCCAUAAAAGACAUAGAGGAGGCGCCAAGAGACGUCCGUCAGAAAGAGAGCUGCAGGCGUUUAUCAGCAUGAGAGACCAGGCAGAUAAAGCCACUGAGAACAUCUGUUUCUGGGGUCAGUCCUAG
Molecule: messenger RNA, 381 nt
Organism: Knipowitschia caucasica
Lineage: Eukaryota; Metazoa; Chordata; Actinopteri; Gobiiformes; Gobiidae
Source: the annotation of a GenBank genome assembly